This is a messenger RNA of Dendronephthya gigantea, 642 nucleotides long. Its product is annotated as E3 ubiquitin-protein ligase NRDP1-like. NCBI's taxonomy places the organism in Eukaryota, Metazoa, Cnidaria, Anthozoa, Malacalcyonacea, Nephtheidae. The record is from RefSeq and is a predicted model, not a curated record. The transcript has 3 exons. The coding region runs from base 1 to 642 and encodes 213 amino acids. Gene Ontology annotation, cellular component: plasma membrane signaling receptor complex. Gene Ontology annotation, biological process: positive regulation of JNK cascade; protein K63-linked ubiquitination; tumor necrosis factor-mediated signaling pathway.
AUGGACAUGUUGGAAUUGCUCGAAACGGGCCCCGGUUACGAUCCAUCACGGUUCAUUGGUGAAGUAAAAGACGAUUUGUUAUGCUGUGUUUGCCAUGGCGUUCUAAACAAUCCACGUUUAUGCGAAAAUGGAAGUCACUCAUUUUGUUCUUAUUGUAUAUCAAAUUGGCUUGAAAUCAAUGCAACAUGCCCAGAGUGUCGGGAUCCCCUUACUCUAGCGACUUUGAAAUAUCCCCAAAGGUUUAUGAAGAACUAUUUGUCAGCACUGAUAAUCAAGUGUGACUACGUCGAUCGUGGGUGUUCUGAACAAGUUAAACUUGAAAAUUUACAUAAACACAAGAAUGGCUGCGAAUACGGGCCUGAGCAGUGUGAGUUUUGUAAAUCGCAAUUUAAUAGAAGAGACAUGGCCGAACACCAGAAUUUUUGUAUGGAGAUGACGGAAAUUAAAAGAAGACAUGAUAAUUUAUAUCAUAAAGUAAAGAAGAUGAAGAAACAAUUUAAUGAUAUGAAACAAACCCAAUCUGAGAUGAAAGUCAAAAUAAAUGAAAUGGACGAAAAAAUAAAUGAAAUGGACGACAAUGAAUAUAAUAUGGAGGUAAUUCAAAAUUCGCACUCGUCGGGGGAUGAAGAGCAAGAAGGCUAA